AUGUGGGUUCUGUCGCCUCUCCUGCAGGGCAGCAGUGAUGUCGGAGCGCCUAUAUAAGAGCCUCUAAGAUGCCACUGAUCGGUCAUUCAUGCACACGCUGCCAGCGCGCUACAGGACAUCGCCUCUGCGCGCACCGUGCCGGGUAUGCGGCGUUGAACCUCCGCUUCCUAACGCUUGAAGCCGAGCUUUUCAAAGGCUUUACGCCACAUUUCUCUCGGAUUUCUGCCGCUGUGCUCCAACCAUGCGCGUCAGCAAACGAGAGGGCAAGAAGAGUCCCGGCGCGCGCAGGAUGCUCCAAAGAAGCGCAAAGAAGUGAGCGCGACUUUCCAGGAGACACUUAACAUAAAGUUUUGAAGAAAUCACAAACCAGAUUUUUUCUCAACGAACAGGCAGCGCGCGCUCUGGGCAUGGACUAUGGAUACUUUAAGCCUCUCAGUGAACGCCGUUUCCUACACCGUGGCGACUGAUCUGUCCCCUACAGAUGACCCGUUUUCUGGACCGAUCAGGAACAUCGCGCCGUGGAACUUCACGGUCCUGGCCGUGCUGAUGUUCGUGGUCACCUCGCUGUCUCUGAGCGAAAACUUCCUCGUCAUGUUCGUCACUUUUAAAUUCAAACAGCUCAGACAGCCGCUGAACUACAUCAUAGUAAACCUGGCCAUCGCGGACUUUCUGGUCUCACUCACAGGCGGAGUAAUAAGUUUCCUCACGAACGCCAGGGGUUACUUCUUCCUGGGGAGGUGGGCUUGUGUACUGGAAGGGUUUGCUGUGACUUUUUUUGGUAAGUACGCGUCUCUUCCACUCGUGUUUUGGUGUAACAAGUGCAGGGCUGGUCGACAGAACUUCCUCGUUAACUGUAGGUGUCAGUGUUGGAGCUAUUUAUGCUCCACAUGUGGCAGAGAUGCGAGUAAAAUUGCUCCACAUGGCGCGUCUCCAGCUCUCACUACAACAUCUGUUCAUGAAUUAGAGCAUCUGGGAGGAAAGGGGAGAAACAUGACCGAUCGUGUUCACUGAAGCUUCUACUUUUUUCUGUUUCCUCACUUUUUUAAAGAGUGAUAGCCCACUAUUUUUGUACUCAUCAGUUCAUUUUAAAGGGCAUGAAUUAGGUUUUUCAAGGUGCGGAGGACAGCAAUAUUUCAAAAUAUUUGCCUUUUGUGGCGUUUCAAAAGGUCUUUUCUCAGCUUUAAAGGUUAUUUGUGCAAAUCAAUUCAGUUUUGCAUCAACAUCAAACUCUUACACAAUGAUCAUGACUGUGUGCAGAAUACUUCCCAGCCUUCAUUUGUAAGUUUGAUGCAGUAAAUUAGUGAAUAUCAAGACAGAAAAUGUUGAAAUAUAAUGCAAAACAGCAAAAACAAUAUUCCCAGGCAUAAACACAAUUAAGUACAAUGAGCAAUCUGCUAAAUUAAAAGUGAUAAUGUGUUGCCAAAAACUAUGGUGUAGUUCAGAUAGUGAUCCAAAGGUGUCUGUUUUCAUAUUGCCUUAGAAGUGUGGGUUCCUGUCAACAACACCUGCAUCAUUUCCCCUCUUCUGUUGCUAAAUGAAUAUUUCAAGUUGACUGUAGGGUCACUAAAAAAGUCUAACAGAAUGCACAGCCACGCUCAGGAGCCCCUUCACACUGCAGCGCAUAAUUCACCAAGAGGUAGGCUGCCAGUACUGUGAGCACCAAUAACAUGACACUAAGUCACUGGAGUGGUUUGGUUGGGCCAGUGGUGUCUUUCAAGCAGCCUGCAGGAAUGGUGAUCAAGGGGAGGGAAAUUACUUGACAAAUACAGGCAAAGACUGCUUAAUGAAUGAAGUAACAAGGUUUGUGAGGUCAUAGUUGUAAACUUAGAUAGAAACCGAGUUAACACAGUCACAGGACAUCUCUAUCACACCACAUGAACCUGCUGGAAAAUUGAAUACAGAACAAGAACUGAGGAGAAAUCGAUCUGCACCAUGUGACUUAAAUCUAAAAUAAUGUUUGCAUUUGUUAGUUUGACUCGUGGGACUGUAAAAGGUAAUUUUGGUAUUGUCUGUGAGCCAUAAUAUCCCAUAUCUUUUUGCCUUGUCUUUUUGUCAGCUAAAGCUAUACGUGUGAACCCAUUGGUUUAUUGACAACUUUUUUUAAACAAAUACCUGUAGACAGGUAGGCAGUCAAACAUUACUAUCAAAUGCAUUAUUACUCAACAUACUGAAGGUUUCAGCUUUGCUUUUCAUGGUUUCAGCUAGAUUUCACUCAAACACAAAAUAAAUUAAUAAUUUGCCUUUGUGGGAACAGUGGUUGGUCUAACGCAGCCAAUGACUGAAGAAAAACAGGUGAAGUAAAUAUUUUUUCUGGUUUGUCAAACUGAAAUUAUUAUAUUCCUUUAAGAUAUUAUGCAAUGUUCACUUUUGUUGUAAUGCAUUUCUUCGGUUUUUAAAAUAAACUCAAAAGGUCAGAUAUCCACUAAAGUUCUCCAAAGUACUUUUGCAGGUGUAGUGGUUGUAACUUGUCAAUAACAAGAUAUUUUAGCCUGUAUUUCCUCUCUGUACGGUCUGUUUGACUCCACUUGAGGUUCAUGGACCAUAAUUUACAGAAAAAGCUUCAUUCUGUAUUUACAAGACUUGAAACUAGAGACUGAGAACUCUUUAAAACCCCUGUGAGGAACUAUGGGUUUGUAUUAAUUUUGACAAAAGGAGUCUUUGCUUGUCAUGUUUAAGUACUCUCACAAAACAAAUAAAACAAAAAACAAAAAAAACCUCAUUCUUCUUAGUCCCGUCAGUCAAAUGUUUCAUUUAUUGUGAAUAUUUGAUGUAGAAACAGUAAAGACAAGACUGUUUCUUCAGUUGCUUUCCAGACACCUACCACCUCACACUGGUUUAAGGCAUUGAUAUUACUGCUUAUAAAUGAUCGGUCUCUUCACUGAUGUCUUUGUUUUUUCUAGUUUAUCUUCAAAAGGCAUGUGAAUUUCAGUCUCUUCAAAAGAUGUUAAAAAAAACUCCCCGCUGGAGUUUUAAGAAAGUGUCUCCCAGGGUAUAAAUCAACUGAGACGUAGGUUUGCACUAGCUUCACUUUUGCAACAAAACUUAAAAUCCAACCAAAAAUGUCAGGAGAUUUUAGUUCCAGGAACUAAAAGCUCCUUUGGCCCAUCUGCGUUUCCACUGUGACCCAUGAAAAUUCUGCCAAUCAGGUCAACAAUGACUCAUAAAAAAACUUGUCCUGGCAGUUAUUUGAUAAAUGAAGUCACUUGCUUGUCUUUUUUAGUACAAAUAAGAUCGUCCCUAGGUACCGCCCCCGGAAGUUCCUGGACUUUUGGAAAGCACUACCCAACACUGUCUCGCUUUUGCUGAUAUCCUUAACAGUGCAUGAUUAAAGAUAUCAGCAAAAGCGAGAUGGUGUGUAGGAAUUUCUUCUCAAUGAUUCAGGUUCACCCUUCUCUGAUUUACCUGCAACACAAUCAGGUGUACAGUAAUCCUUUUCAGCACAAGUACUACCCUCCAACAGGGACUUUUCAAGAGGAAUAUCUAUUACACAGGAACUAAAUUGAGAUCCUGGUUCCUGCUGCCAAAAUCCAGAGUUCCUUAAAAUGUUCCUAUUUCCUGAGGAAAGUUUGUGCUGUAGAAAAGCACCUUAAGAUCUAAAUCUGCAAAGAAAAGCAGGCUAUUAAAAAAGCACUGACACAGCUAUAGUGAAUUUAAAUUACAACACAACAUAAAUUCAGAGAUUACAUAUUGUUGAAUGUUUUCAGUGUGUGUAUGUAUGCUGCAUAUGGGAUCCUUGGAGAUGCAUUUUAUUACCAUACAUGUACAUGGAUGAGAAUGAACAUAACCAUGUGGGGAGUUUGGGGGAGGGUGGGGCUGGGGUGCAGUGGUGCUUAAAUAAACUGUUCUGUGAAAAGCCACCCGAGCAUGUAAUCAAUAACAAGCUGAGAAAUCGUGUCCAUCUUCACUGGGCCACUCCAGUUUUAGCUGUGACAGCAUUUUUGGUGACUGACAGGCGUGCUUUGUGUGUGUGUGCGGGCGUUUGUGUGUGUGUGAGUAAAUUAGAAAAUGAUUUAGCUGAGCUGGUUGUCUCAGUAAGUGGAUGGAUGCUUCACUUCAUAUUCUGCUCCGGGGGAGAAUAUUUUCAGUUUCUGUCUAUUUUUAGUCCCACCUGUGCUGCACAGAUAAAUACUUAAGAAUGUACUGAAUUGUAUGGACAAGUUUUGGAGAAAAACACUCUUUGAUGGUCAGCUACCAAAAACAGCAUUGAAGUUUGGUUGGUAAUUGUUUAAGUGAACAAACACCCUGGUUUCUCCCUUCUCUUUUGUCCUCUCCUGUGAGCUGGCUGUAGUGCUGACUGUGGAGAGAGAGAGAUAGGUAAUUAACCACUCUGUGAGAGUGACUUAUUACCAUAAUUAAAGCUGGCUUUUUUUAGCGCAUUUGGAGGCUGUCUAAUGCUCCUACCUGCAGAUCUUUGAACUAUUUUAAGCACCAGUGUCACCACUUUUACCUCUGGAAAGCACAGAGCUAGGAUACUUUAUCAAGAAAAAGGAACAUGAUCACGCUAGGGGGAGAUGUAGUUACCAAACAAGCUGGAUAUAGAGAAACAUGAAGAUCUCCACCUGAACUUCACAUAAUUUAUGUAUGGUUUCUUUAAAAAGACAAAUCUUGGUUGUUUUAGGCUUUAUAAAUAGAAUGAUUUGCUGCUUUUGUUAUCAAUUAAAUUUACUUUUUAAUUUUCUGAAAAUAAAGGAUAUUCUAGAAAAAAGGGAGUGCAAAGAUAAAAAUCAAUCAUAUUAAAAGCUGCUCCUCAUACUUUGCAGCAAUAAAACAAUAAUUAUCAUAAAGCUACACAAAGUAAAAUCAUAGAAAAUAAAAAUCAAAGUAAGGUGAAGAAGACUAUAACUGAACACUGCUAUCAUAUCUAACAGAUUUCACAUCCUCUAUAUAAGAUAUGGAGAAAUGGUAGAAAAUAUAGUAUCAAGCCUUGUUAGUGUCAAAGAACAAAAAUAAAUAGAUAAAUAAAGAAAACACACCGUUGAGACAUUCACAAAUAAUAACAACAAAUCCCAGGACACACUUUCUUUAGUUUUUGACCUCUCAUGUCUUCUCCAGGGAUCGUCGCCUUGUGGUCACUCGCCGUCCUGUCCUUUGAGCGGUUCUUUGUGAUUUGCCGACCCCUUGGAAACAUCCGUCUGCAAGCCAAGCAUGCCAUCUUAGGUCUGCUGUUUGUCUGGACCUUCUCCUUCAUUUGGACCUUCCCUCCUGUCCUGGGCUGGAACAGAUACACAGUGAGCCAGAUCGGGACCACCUGUGAACCUGACUGGUGAGAGAAACUAUUAUUUUGUUGUUAAGCUAUUAGUCUUUAAACAAUCAGACAGCAGAAAUACAAGUUAAAAUUUACCUGUACAGUUACAAUACAGUGAAGGAUGUCACAUUGAACAACAGCUGCGUGACAUUUUAUGUUUCAUUCAUAAUACAAACAGGAAUAGUGUCAACUUUUAUAGACUUAAUUUUAAAAAAAAGCAGUGUAAAUGUCUAAGUUCACUAAGAGUUAAAUCUUUGCAUAACACAAUAUAGAUUACAUACUAAUAUAGACUAAUAGCAAGUUUAAGUGCAAGAUACGUAUUCAAAUCUCUGUCUCAGGAGGCAGGUCAUCAGGUCAUGUAAGUUGUAUCUGUAUAACUUAUCUUAAGAUUGCUUCAGAAAAGGUCAUUUGAACUUCAAACAACUACCACUUUCAAAUGUCUUGCAUUUUGCUUUUAUGAGACUUUUACUGACUUUACUUUUAUUGACUUUUUGAGACGUAAGACUAAAAACAAUUAAAUUGCCCUUUGGGGAUAAAGUAAAGUUAUUCUUAUUCUUAUUUUAAUGAUGGUCCCAGCAAAGUGAGGGUACUACAAUAGAAAUCUGCAUCAUAAUUUAUUUCCUGGCGUUCUUUUGACCCAAAAUAUGACCUUAUUGCCCAUUAGUCAGUAGCAGUUUUGACUCCACUUCUGACCCUGACCUUUAAACCCGAGUUUAGCUUUCUGCGGUGAUUCAACAGGAAAUGUAGUCCAGGAAUACAUGUGUGCUAAUUACUGCUCUUACUACACACUUUGAACACAAACAGUUAAAGGACAAAGGUUAUGUUCCUCUCUAAGCCCUGUGGCUCAGCUCUGCAUAGCAGCUUCAGUUCUAUAGGCUCAUACUAUGUAAAUAAGUCUUAUGAAGAUCAUCAGGAAGCACAGCAGCUCUGACCUUGGCCCUCAGGGUGCCACCUGGGUAAUGCUAUUUGGCUGCUUUGAUCAAAGGCGGGCAGAUAGGGGGCUGAGUGUUUGCCCCGAGCAGUGUGUGGGAACCUUCGCUCACAUAAAGCACAAGGGGAAUGAAUGAUUCAGACAAUACAAUUAGGACAUCACUGACUGGAAAUACCAGGUGAAUAGAUGACCUGAUCUUCUUCCACCUGCACGCAGCGUGAGAUCUGUCAAAAAACAUUUGGUGAACGAUGGGAGGUCCAGCAGGUGCAGAAUGCUGCCGCAUGUACAGCUGGAUGCGUCUUAAAAGCCUCAUUUAUGUGCAUCGUUUUGCAUAUGCAUCAUCAAAGCUGAACUCCUUUAAUGCAAAAAGAGCAAACAUGAAAAGGUCAGGCAGGAUUGUGCUGGAGAGGCCGGUGUCUGAAGGUGUUUGUGUCCUUGGUGGGGGUUUGGAUAUUAUCUUCUUCCAAUAAAUGGUUUCUUUUCAGAAUUCACUAUAAUGACGGGCGGUUGUUAUUGAGAAACACAGAUGGAGUCUCCUGCUUUAAAUGCAUGCCUGAAAAAUCUGCAUUCAAACAGCAGUUCAAGCACCUGCCUAUGGACUAUUGAUGUGUGAGUGUUAGAUUGGGCUCCUGAUUAUACUUUUAUUCCAAAAGGUGAAUAGUGAAUAUCCUUUUUUGAAAAAUAAUCCAUGUCGACUUUAGAGUCAAGUAAAACAUUUAAAAAAAAUCAUUUUAAAAAGUCCAGCUGUGAUGUGGAAAGAAUCUGGUGAUAUGACACAUAUAAUACAAGGUUUCUUUGAUUCAUCAUAUUGCGGUAAAUCAAAGCAGGUGAUAUUGUGCAUUUUUAAGGGGAUUUCAUGGAAAACCAACUCUUUCCAUAUUGUUGCACUGUGUACCUGGGCCUUGCAAAAUGUGAAAACCAAGUUAGUCCUUUGUUCGGGUUUUGCAAAUGACUGAAAACACACAAGUUAAUGGUUCAUUCAGACCAUAGACUGUAUAUAUUAUGGACAACUUACAAAUACUCUCGGUAUUUCCGUGUUUUUUCUCCACGUCCUGAACUAAACAAACAUUGUGCAGUAGCGUUGUACGCAUUUGGCGGGAGAGUCACAGAGAGUCGCUGUGAUGAUGCUCGGCUCAAACAGCGUAUCCCCCAGGUGAGCUACGCAAUCUCCGUACGCCCAGAGGCUGUAUCAAGUGUCAAUCAUAGAAAACAUGAACCCCCUAAUAACUUUGGAAAACUGAGCUGUACAGAAAAAAGAAGACUUGAGCACAAACCAGUCUUACAGUAACUACAUGUCAACAUCACAAGCAGGGGGGAGAAAAAUUUGUAUAAAUUUCUAAAGUUUGUCCACAACUCCAUAGGGAUGGCUGUAGGAGGCGGGAUUUAUGACCUAUACUGCAGCCCGUCACCAGAGGGUGCUGUUCUCGCGGUGGCUUCACCCAGCGAGGAGGCAGUUGCUAUCCAUUCUAUCUAAAAUCUAUGAUUUAGACACCGGGUCUUUUUAGGAAAUGAUCUUAUUAGACAGCAUGUGUUAACACAAACACCAGCUGAGCAGAGCGAGGGGAACAGAGAUAGAUGCAAAGGGAGAGGGAAAUCGAGCAAGAGGAAAUGUUGCUAUAUAAUAUUGUACAUAACUCACCUGGAGUCAAUGUGAUUGAAGACAACUUUUUUUUUUGAUGAAAACUCAUUGUAGGGUAGAGCUACACAAGUGACCUUUUUUUACUGAACAAAGUGAAGCAUUGUGCGAAAACAAGGGGGAGUCUCUCUACAAAAAUAAAUCAGGCUUUUUUAUGUAAAUAUAACUGAUACAAAGCAAAUACAGACUUUGACAGGAAGAUAUGUCAAACAUGCAUGCUUGAAAGAAAGCCAAGUUGUUUUAGAGCCAUCAGGCAGCCAACAUGCUUUCUGUGUGAAGCACCAAAGGGUACAGUUGAUUGUGGACACUAGAGCAAAAUCAAGCCAGAUUGGUACCAACUGUUAGCAGACUUUACUGAACCAGGCCAGGCCAUUGGGUACAAACAAUAUAAAGCUGUUUCACGCUUGGUUUAAAAGUGGAAGAGCCCACCCUAAUGGUUUUCAGUGGGACAACAUGGUCCCACUAUUGCGCCAUUUUAACAUUUAUGUUGAAGAUGCGAUGGAGGCUUAAAAGUCCUGCAGGGAAUUUGCAAUGUAAAGGGGGCUAGUGGUUAUCUUUAUUGUCCCCCAACAAGCUAACAUCAAAAGGCAAUCCAUCUGUUGUUUAGAAAAUCAUGAAGCUCUCUCAGCUCUGUGCUGUUACAGCACACAGCACACAGAUCUUUGGCUCAUUGGAAGCACGUAAACAUGCCUGCUCUCCUGGGCUGUGAGGCUACUGAAACCUGUUCAUAUGUGCUCGAUAAUGAAAAGCAGGGGGCUCCAUAUGGGCACACUUUGCUCUGGCAUGCAGAAUGAACCAGCCAUGACACCAGUGGUAAGCAUAUUAAAAAUUCAAGGCUACACUCGUGAAAACACAUAUAAGAAACAGCCUUUUCCAGUGGUUGCCUCUACAGUCACAUACCCCUCAGUUUUCUCCAGUGUUUUUCAGUGUAUGACAGCACAACUAUGAAGUAUGUGUAAAGCUUAUGAUUUUGUUUGAUUAUGUUGAUCACAGACAAGGAGCUAAGGAGCAUGUUGUGAUCCAUACCAAUCACAGCCUUGUGGCUGUUUUGUAGUUAACAAAAUAUCCAUAUCAUCUGAUAUAAAGUCAAGGGUCUGUCUGGGAACAUCUGUUCUGUUCAACGACCUAUUCUGAGCACAGGCAUUGUCAAAAUUAGAUGUGACACUUUGGCUAGUGUAGCGGAGAAACGCCUGUGAGGUGAGCAGAGAUGUACCGUGGUGCUAACCUUGGAAACAAAAGCAAAGUCCACACACACAAGGUACAAACACAUAUAACCUAACAAAGGAUCUAAGCAUGCGAGUGUCUGCCCCACUUGAAUCUGCAGCCUCUUGAUUCUGCCGCUCCUCCCCAGUUGGUCUUGCAGUCUCGACCCAUUACCCAAUCCCGUAGUCCUGUAAGAGCAACAUCCUCUUACAAAAACUCCCUUGCAGCCACAUACACAGGCACUACCAAACAAGGUAGAAGGGGACACACACACACACAUACACACCCAGAGUGGAGGCACGGCUGCAGCUGUAACAAGAGUUAACAUGGAUCAGCUGUGAAGUGCAAGGCCCUAACAGACCAUCACACACAGGUCUGCUGUGGUGUUGACGGGUCUUGCACUUGAGGUCAAUACAUUGUAAGUUAAAAAAAAAGGAUUUAUAAACAGCAGUGUUAUAAUUGAUUUACAAACCUUGACUUUGAGUCAAGUUUUCAGAUCCAAGUCUUAAUCUCAAAACCCACAGAAUACAUGAAGGUUGAAUACGUGAAGGUUAAGUGCUACACAGCAAAUAUGUUCCCAUUCUAAUCAAUGCAGCAUCGCACACAUGAUGCGUUGCAGCACGUCUCAACUCUGUCCCAGAAGUAUCUCUACAAGCUGCUCCACUAAGGAUAUGCACCAUAUAUAUUUCUGAUGGCGCACGUGCCCAGUACAUGUCAACAUCAACGGAGAAGAUCGUCUUAGACAAGAUGUCGUGCAUGGUAGAGGCGCAUGUCAUCCGGUCAAUUCCAGCCUUUUUUCCUGUAUUGCAGGUGAUUUAGUGAGAAGGUCAUUCUCUCCAUAUUCUGUAUAGUAUUCACAAUAUCUAUCCAGUCAGUCACUGCUGGGGGAACUGCCUGCAGCCACCUUCGUGUAAACCGCUUUCUUGCUGGCCGCCAUUAGAAUCUUGAACAGAUACCUGUCCUGCACAAACAAGCUAGCUACGAUCUUUUUCAAAUAGAUUGCUGGAGAGGAGCAGUCAAUUUAAACACCAAAAACCUUCUGUAUCGCCUGUUUCACCCCCUGCCAUUAUGACUGAAUGACUGGACACCCCCAAAAUAUAUGAAAAUGGCCUGCCAGCCCCUCCCAUCUCCCCCAUCUGCACACUUUUUAGCUUAGGUGUAACAAGAACCCAUGUGAAGAAAAUGAGUUAUGGGAUAUCAUAUAAAGAAUAUGUUCCUAUUUUCUCACAUCUGCCACAAGAGUGCUUGUGACACAAGCAUUAGUUUUAGCUCACUUUGGACCAGGAUUAAUGCAGCGUGUAGAUCUCUAAUGUAUAGAUCUAUCACACUGUGAUAUAAGUUACCAAGAAUGAUAACUGAAGUAUACCAGCUAAGACAGCUGACAAAACAUUUUAACAGCCUUUGACAUGUUUGUUGUAUUAAGUUGUAGUACUAUAUGUUCAUGUAGUUUUUUUGUAUUUUUUUAUGCUGGUUGUAUGAUAUUUUGUUGUAUUUUUUGUUCUUUUAUUUUGUUGUACUUAAUGUUCAUUUGGUAUGUUAUAUUUGGUGAAUGUGGACCCCAAGAAGAGUAGCUGCUGCAUUAGAAGAAGCUAAUGAGGAGCCAAUAAAGGAAUAUUCUAUCUAACAUAACGUAUUUUAUUGUGUCAUUUUGUUUUGUAUUGUACUGUAGUGUUUUGUCUCAUUUAUUGUUACUCCACUGUGACUCUUAAUCACAAUAAGGUAGCUGCCACUCGCUUGUGUAGUUUCUUUUUAGCAAAAGGCAGUUAAGAUAAACCUGUAUGCGUUAUCGCUUUUUUUUCUACGUGUUCAUUUACAGGGCUCUUAGCAAUACAUCCAUGAUUUACCAUGAUGAAGCUGUUUAAAUACUUACACUUGCUUUGUCUGCUUGGCACUCCUACAUACAUUAAUCUGGAUUCAGCAGUGGAGGAUAUUCUCAUAGAAGUGACAAAAUUAGAGUAAUUUAGUGACCUCCGGGCCUUUAAUUAUGUCAUAGAGGUUGGUCUCUGCUGCGAAAUUUUCCUUUUAACUGAAGCUCAAUUGAUGGAAACACUUUAAUCCUUUUUCUUCAGUGAGAUAAAGGAAUCUGAAUGUCAAUAUGACAUUUCACGACAACUCAUAGCUGGAGAAUUAUGGGAUCGGUUGUCAUUCUGUCCUCGUUCAAAGGAACACCCAAGUGUUACUGAUGAUCUGUCACAUUAAAACAUACUUAAACUGUCUCUAAUGGUCAGGUCUACAUGUCUAGAAAAUAUGAACGUCUUUGUUCUCAACCUCUUAACAGGUACUCAACCAACAUGAAGGAUCACAGCUACAUCAUUACCUUCUUCACCACCUGUUUUAUUCUGCCCCUGGGGUUAAUAUUUUUCUGCUAUGGAAAACUACUACGGAAGCUCAGGAAGGUCAGUAUGAGUUCAGACAUGACACACAAGGAUAUCAUUAAAAUCUAACAAUGGCUAGAUAAAUUGGACUGUGUAACAUAAGAAAUGUUGGGGAAGUAUGUUGAGUCUGAGUGAGUGUGGAGGUUUUUUCUUUUUAGAUAUCCUGUAAUUUGGGUAAAAUUCUGUAUAUUAUAGUAAAAUACAAAUUAUACUGAUGGUAAAAAGAAUUUAAAAAAAAAAUGGAAAUGGGAAAGUUUUACAAAGUUACUACUUUUUUGUCAAUGCCUUAAGACUAAACCUGGCUUGUUGUUCCCAUCUGUUGCCAUUGUCCGUCCAAAGCUUGGCUUUUAUCCGUACAGAUAUGACAGUGUUGUAAAUCUUAUCCUGGAAAUUUUGAGAAUAAAAAGAAUUAGCAAUUUUCUCCAAGUAUGAAAAAAAUGAUGUGCCAACAGAAGGAAUAAGAUCAUUUUAGUUGAUAUUAAAAUUAAACCACUUUGUUGAUAUAAUCACAUUAGGUACCUGGUUUUGGCCAGUGCUUUCCGCCAAUACAAAAGUUCAUCCAGGACUGACUUUCUGAAAGACAAGAGAAAAAAAAAAAGAUCAUACUCAAAUUGGAAGUGAGAUUCCCUCCAAAUUCCAAAUAAUCAAAAAUAAACAUUUCUCACUGAUAAUUUGUUCACUCUUGGAUUAUGGUUUACCCAGACACACUUUUGGGAUUUUUAUUCAACCUGCUUAGAAGUGUUAAACUUGUCUGUAUGUUGAACAAGUAUGAAUAAAAGCAACCAAGUAACGUGAGAGUUGUUAAGAUAAAGGACUUAGUAAAAGGCAGUAACUUUGAAAUCUCUUUGAAAUGUGUUCAUAUUUCCCAGUCCAAACUUUCAAGCCACUUGUGUCCUGGUUCUUUGUCUCCUUCAGGUGUCCCAUGGUCGUCUCGCCACAGCCAGGAAGCCAGAGCGUCAGGUGACCCGUAUGGUGGUGGUGAUGAUCAUAGCAUUCAUGGUUGGCUGGACACCAUACGCAGCCUUUUCAUUACUGGUCACUGCCUAUCCGACCAUCGAACUUGACCCCCGACUGGCAGCCAUCCCAGCUUUCUUCUCCAAAACAGCAGCUGUUUACAACCCUAUCAUCUAUGUCUUCAUGAACAAACAGGUAACUAAGGCUUUUUUUUUAAUGACAGACCUAUUGAGGAUUUCCUCAGUCUGAUCGUAGUGGUUUUGGCGUAGUCAUUUACUUUUUGCAGCUCUCAGUAUCAUCAUGGCUACAGCAGGAUGGAGGGUUAGUGGCUGAAGCAGAAGAUAGCAGCAGCUGAAGAUAUUUUUCUGUUCUUGGUGGAUAUUGGCCUGUUGCUCAAUAAUGCAUGCUGUAUGAAUAAAAGAAAGGUGAAAUUUGGAGAGUACAAUUGUCCGUUCAUGGAUCUGUUAAAAAAUACAUUAGCCAUCUAUUGUAUGAUUGUAAAAGAACCAAUGCUGGCAUUUCAUGCCAUUUACCCAUUCAAUUUUACAUUGUGCUGUCUCACCAUUUGUCAGGGUGAGUGAGUAUAUACUCUCUAUUGAUUAAAUGACAGCAGCCAUUACAAAAGAGGGAUUAUAUGCGUUUCUUUAACACUUGGGUUACCAAUAGUUUGAGCCACAGUGCAAUCUUUUUACAGUUUCCCAUUGAAGUAGACACUUCAUUCAAAGGUGCUUGCAUGCUUUUUGUUGUACACUAGCAUUUACAUCCGAGAGGAUGACUCAUGACUUGCAUUCAGGGCGGGUUGCAUCUUUGAAUGCUAACAGUAAUAGAGUUAGUUUUGUCCUGACUUCACCCAGACUUUCUCUUGCAAACUUCCCUCUACAAUUUCCAGUUGGAGUAAGUCGACUUGUGGCAGAUAUCAGAGGGAUGAUGUUGAUAACUUUGUAGCCAGUCAUAGUACUGUACCACAAUUGGAAUGGGAUAAUCAAUAACAUCCAAGGCUGAAGAAAGUGUGUUGUAUUAUUUAUACUGACUGACUGAAAAUGUUACGUCUGUAACUAUAGCAGAAAAGAUCCCGACAGAAAUACACUUUUUAUUACCUGAACAGGAUGAAGAUUUCAAUUAAAUAAUUGAAAAGACUCCUUUGACAAAAACUAACAGUUACACAUUACAGGGAACAUAACUUUUAUUAACUCCAUCUUCCUUGAUUAGUUUUUGUUGUUUUGUGGUUAAAUAUAUUGUCUUUUUUUUUUUUUUAUUCAGACACAUAAUCUUUGAAAUAAAAUGUUUUUUUUCAUUAAUGGAGUCUGGUGUAUUUGAAGAGAGCUGGGCAAAAGACAUGUAAAACAUACAGAUGAUAAAUAAGGAAGUACAUCAUAUCCCAUGAAAGCUUUUCAUAGAACAGAUUCAUUUCUUUAAUGUUAUCAUACACUUAGCUUGUAAGUAGACCCCCUCUCACCGUCUCAGAAAUAUUAAAGGUAAGACUGUAUAUGGGCUCAUUUUCCCCGCAGGGUUAAAUUACAGCCACUACAGGCCCUCUAGAUAGGCUGCAGGCCGAAAAUAAUCUACAGGAGAAGUUUCAUUUUCUCUCACAUAUUAGUCAUUUAGACCCCACAGUAUGGAUUUAUCCCAGGCUACAAAAUACUUCAUUACCUCUUAGAGCCAUGUUGCAAUAGUUGUGUCUAUUUCUAGACACGGGGCUCUAAACAGAUUCCUUUCAUGUCAAGAUACAGUUUUUUAUUGCACACUAACAUUUGUUUCCCUUACUGCCUGAAAGAUUUAUAGUGUUCCAAAUAAAACCGAAGUAACAGGAUUUAACAAGCUGUUAAUUGGAGAAUGGCGGCUGAGUAAUUGCUUUAUUUAUGUAAGUCAGCAGUGCUAAACAGGUCAGGCAGUGUAAACACUGACUACAAGACAAAUCUGCUACUAGAGCAGAGUGUUUCUAUCCAGGCAGGACUAAUUUAAUUCAAAUUCAGAUAAUUUUUUAUCCAUUUGCUUCUUAAUUUGACAAAAACAUGAGACAUGGCUUCAUAGUGUGUACAAAAAUGCAGUGCAAGCAGGUUUCUAAGUGCUGAUUUACAACCCCUGUCCCUGAUUUGGCUUCCAUAGAUAAAAACAGAUUUUUUUGUAUGCCAAGUAUAAGCCGUCAAAAUAGUUAUUUAAACUAUCAAUUUUUAGGUUGCACCAAGGUAACAAUUGAUUGGUGCAAUGCCACAAAUUUUGUCAGGGCUUCACCAAGCAAAAUUGUAUGAAAGGCUCCAGUAGGGAACUUAUAUGUAGGUGUUUUCAUUAAAUCUUUAUCUUUCUUUCUUUAACCGAUAAACAAAUAAAUGAAAUAACUCCAGCAACUAAAACUGACUUGAUGGUAGUCAUGUUUAACAUAAAAUCUUAUUCUUGAUGGAUUCUUGUUAAUGGCAUUGAAGAAUUUUAUAAUUAUAAGCACAUGAUUCAUGGGGAUGAACUUGCAGCUCCAUCCAGUCUUCAAACAAAGCGGUGUGUGUGCAAAACUAGACCCCACAGCGUCCUGACCGUUCCCAGAGAGCUACACUUUGGUUUCUUUGUGUGCCUGGUAAAUGCAAACAUGCUGCGUAGAAUUUACUCAUCAGUUAACUUCACCUCUCUCUGCAGUUUGGGGUCACUGCUGUUUAAAGUUUUCCUGGGAAAGGCCUGGUUACACUUCAACAACAUCCUAAUGUCUGCAUAUCCUUCCUAGAAACCAAUUGCUCAGAUGCCCAUGUUUUAUUCUAUGACAGGUUUAAUUUCCAUCAGCACACUUCUUAAAGUUCAUCCAGUAAGCUGAACUUUAAAACUGUCAAGCCCAAAUUGAACAAACACAAUGAAAAAUAAAAAACACAAGGCUUGCUAGGAGUUGGGUUUGAAGUGAUCUAAAAACAGAGGUCCAGCUCUACAUGUAUGUGCCAGGAAGCUGCAUGAAGUCUUCAUGUCCUUCAGAUUGCCCCAAUUCUGAGCUGCACUCACUGUUUAAAUGGGUCAGCCAGUGUCUGCACAAACACAUGGACUAGAUGUGAAUAAGGACAGUGAGAAGACAGCGUCUGAUCCCAGCCAUACUGAGGCUAAUAGGGUCAGUGGAUCUUCAGUACCUGACAGUGAAAUUUCUGACUGCAUGAGUUACUUAGGCUAAGGUUGACCUGUCUCAAUGAAGCUCAUUCACACAUGCAAAUAGGGUGUCCUUUUCAAAACAAUACAAUCACAUCCAGUUCUUGAUGGUCAUGAUCUGAUUCAGGGAUGAUUCAUUAAAUGUAGAGCAACAUUGUCCAAUUUGAUUAGGUUCAAAGCAAAAUAAUGUUUUAUAGUUAGAAGUGUGAGAUGAACAAGGAGAAAGCGAAGAAGCUUUUCCAUAAGAUUUGUGGGGAGAGGGAUUAUACCUCUUUGCAGCUGUUGAGUUCUGCAAAAUGUACUUUGUACGUUGACAUGAUAUAACAGUUUGACAUGUUUUUGUUAUAAUCAAGAAUGAUAAAGAAUAAAGGAUUUAUUCUCUCAGAGUGAUAGUUUGGCUUAUGGAUCACAUAGAAAAACAGAAAACAUCUCAGUGUUUACCCUAAACACUGAGAUGGGGGAGGGGUUUUCGCUGUUACCCCCAAUCUAUUGCUGCUCAAGGAGCUACGCAUUUAUGUUCACAUUAUGUUACGUUACCCGCGCUACUCGCUACAUUACCCUUCACAUUGAUGGAAGAGGGUCCGACAAGAUUUUGAUCCACUCGUUGAUAACUCAAAAAAAGUGAAAAAUAACAUUGUGUGUUAUUGUGCUCACAUAGUGCGUGUAGAAAUCAUUAGUGAUGUACUGAUAUUAACGCUACUAAUGCUAUUAAUGCUACUUACUAUAUAGACCAUGUAUUUUGAACGUUACCUUUCAUGUUGAUGGAAGAGGGUCCGGCAGGUUUUAGUGGCGAUAUUAACGAUCAUGUGAAAUUUAAGUAGCAGCGCAUGUAAUUCAGCACCGCCACUGCUGAAUGAAUUUAGGGGAAACACUGCCUCUUAUUUAAACACAAAACAAAAGACUAAAACAAUGCUGAGUGAGGCAGAGGUCAUUACCAGUCAUUUUGUAUUCUUUUACCAAAGCAAUGCAGUUUUUAUCAGUAUAUAGUUGAGCAGGGUUACAUGACAGAGGUUUGGAGGUCAGUGUGUAGCUUCUUAGACCUUUCCUUGGAUUCCAUUUGUGCACACAAUUAAAUCUUAAAUGAGAGACCUGGGUUGAGGCAUGAAUGUUUAUUUAGAUGGUCAGUGGUGGAGUGAAUUUGAAAGGUAAUAAAAACUCUGUCUCUGUUCCUAGAAGUGACCAAUUGAGAAGAGCCAGAGUUUUGAGACAACCUCCGGUUGGGUCAGUUGGGUAACCUUAGACCGGCUAUUUUCGCAAACGGACAUUUCACCCUCUCCGUUUACCAAAAAAAAAAAAAAAAACUGUGUGCACACCACUACGUUUUUAGAAAAGUUUUCAUUUACACUAACCCAUGUAUAUAUGCCGUCAAGAGCAUACCAACCUAUAGGCGGCAGUGUAGCGAGAAGCUCAAGUCCACGUUUACCAAUCAGAAUCCUGCAUAGCAACAACAACAACGUCACUUUCUCCCUUUGGAAAAGACGCAAAUGCAAUUGCAAACAAAUAUAAAGGGAUUGCACCAGCAUAAACGUGACUGCUAUUCUGCGUACAUCCAUGAUCACCAUGGACUGUAAACAUAGACUCUAGAUUGUAAACAAUUUCACAUUUAACCCAGUUUCCGGCACACAAUCUGCUGUCGGCUACCCAAAUCUCUGUUUACCUCAGUUUUUGUCCGUUUACAUGCAAAUGUGUAAACAGAGUUUUAUAAAAUCUCCGCUCUGGCCGUAGUUUGUAAAAAGCAUCAUUUUCAGGGGCUAUGGUUAAUCUCUUAGAUUUUAAAAAUAACCAAGCACAUAUAAACAGGAUCUUAAAGUCCAUACAAGUGUGGAAAAGUGAUGUGUCCUGGGACCAAGUAAGGAACCUUUCCUGAAAGGAAUGCAUCAGUUUCACACACAGGGUUGUCUUGAUGCUACAGCACAUAGCAGGAUCUAUUUAUUGAACCUGGCUCCUAAUCAUGCUGACUACUUGUAUUCAUGUGUUUUUUUUUUUUUUGUUUUGUUUUUUUCAGUUCAGGAAGUGCCUAAUCCAGCUCUUCACUGGUAUGGGUCACAUCCCGGACAGCAACAUGAACCAGACCUCAGAGAGACCUGGAAUCACAGCUGAAAGUCAAACAGGAGAAAUGUCUGCCAUAGCUGCACGUAUCCCCGUGGGUGGCACUGCGUCAGCCAGGUCGGACGAUUCUCCAACCGACUGUGGCUCGUUUGCCCAGCUGCCCAUCCCAGAGAACAAAGUGUGUCCCAUGUAACAAUGAACCUUGUCCUGACAGGUUUCUUUGAGAUAAAACUUUCUGUCAUGCAGAGACAGGGUUUCUAAAACAAUGAUCUUGCAGGAAGCAGAACAAGGAG
Messenger RNA from Xyrichtys novacula (pearly razorfish), 17800 nucleotides. The record is from the annotation of a GenBank genome assembly. Lineage: Eukaryota; Metazoa; Chordata; Actinopteri; Labriformes; Labridae.